This is a messenger RNA of Diatraea saccharalis (sugarcane borer), 2424 nucleotides long. The record is from the annotation of a GenBank genome assembly. Lineage: Eukaryota; Metazoa; Arthropoda; Insecta; Lepidoptera; Crambidae.
UCUAUAUUCUCAUUAUGACACUCUCCAUACUCAACAGAUUAAAUCAGAAUUUACCAUCUUAAAGUGGUUUUGAUUACUUUUUGCACAGCUUUAAUCAAUAAGUACCUAUCAAAAAAUGAAUCAUAAUAUAAAGCCUGUAUCUGAAAAACUGUAUCUAUACAAAGGUAAAGAUAAAACGAAUGAUAUAUAUGUUGAGUAUGCUCUGCAACAACACCAUAUUGAUGGCAUAAGAUUUUUAUACAAACAGUAUAAAACUAAUAAGCCAGGGGUUAUUUUGAAUAAUCCUCAUGGAUAUGGAAACUCUUUGCAAGUUACUUUGUUUCUGUGUGCAAUAAAACACUUACUUGAUAAACCUAUUCUCAUAUUAUGUGAUGAUGGUGAAGAAUAUAACUGGCUUGAAUUAUUCCAAAGAAUAAAUGAAGAUAACAAUGUUGUAGUAAAUGCAUCUGAACCUUCAGUAAAGAAGUUUAUAUUCAUCAAAAACGUGACUGAACUAAUAGACUUCGCUCAACGCUCCUGGAGUAUUAUUGUAGUGGACAGUGAUGCUCUACUUAAGAUGAAAACUGUGCAAAGCAAGUUAAGUGCAGACUACAAAAUAUGGAUAACUCAUGUUGACAUAAAGGAACACCUUCAAACAUUCACUUUGAUAUACAAGUGGAUUUAUAAAAAUGAAAACUUCAAUGCAGAGGUCUAUAAAGGAAAACCAGGAAAUCCGAAGGAUUAUAUAUCAAAAACAAUUGAACUCUCAUCUUUUCUUAAGGAUAUAGUUUUUAAGACUGCUAAUCUUACUCCGUUUGAGAAUCCCUAUGAGAAUAAAGUCAAAUGCCAACAAAAAGUUUCUGAGAAAAAUAAAGAUGCCACAGGGACCAAGAUUAAACGUUCAAAAAGAAUAAUAGAGGAAACAAACACUGAAAAAAAUAAAAUUGCUGGUGUCAGUGCAGCAAAAAUACCAAAGGUAAGAAAUGGUGAAUUGUCUACAGACAAUGGCGUUGUCAGUGGUUUAGAUAACCAUAAAAGUGAUAAAGAAGAAACUGAUGCUAUGAAAAUUGAUAGUAAACAUUCAGAUUUAGACAUAGAAAAUCCCAUUAAAAAGCACAUGCAAGAAUUUAAUAACUUUCCUAAUGAUAGUCAACACAUUAAAGCAACUAUGGAAUAUGAUACAGACUCUAUAUUAGAUGAAAGAGAUGCACAAACUUUUGUAUACGAUGAUAAUAAUUCAAAAUCAAAUAGUAUGAGUAUAUCGAUUGAUAACAAUAUUCCAAUAAAAAAUAUGUCACAAGACAGCAAUGAAGCUUAUAAUUUAGAAACACAAGAGUUCCUAAAUGACAGUAAUAAAACAACUUUACUAGAAGAUCAAAACAGUAAUAUUGAUGAAGAAAUUAUAGUUAGUAACAUAGCCACAAGUAAACAAAUAUGUAAUAGCAAUGAAAUAAUGGAACAAGUUAUCGAUGUAGACCAAAAUGUAAGCUCGCCGUCUGUUAAAAGAAAAGAUGAUAAUAAAACAAUAGGAAUGUCACAAAAUGAUAAAAUGGAAUCUAAAAAUAAACCACCAAACAUUGAUACUCAAAUUGCAGAGCAUGAAGAUAGGAUAUUCAAAAAAUUCAAAGGCACCUUUUUAGAUAUAUUAUUUUAAACUUUUUACAAUAGUUAAUAUCAAUGAAAAACUGGCGAUAUAAAGAGUCGCAUAACGUUGCAAUAAUACAAAGUAGUGUGUGUCGAUCUGAAUGACCCAUUAUAACUCUUAUAGUUCUGUAAAAUUGUUAUUUGCUACUAUUAAAUGCUAUCAAACUUUAAAAGGUAAACCAUUUUAUCGUUAUCUUUUUUUGUUAUUGGAUAGUUUUGUAUCGAUAUUGGUAGUAUAAAAGUAGCUAAUAAGUAAUAACUUUCUAGAACUAGCUAACUGAUGAACAUAAAAUAUUAGGUUAUUGCAUUAUAUAUAAAGUAUAAAAAGAUUUAUAUUUUAUAAUGCGGGUUGGAUAAUAGAUAUAAUGAAUUCCGAAUAAGAAUAGAAUUAACGAGGUAUUAUUAAUAUUUAUACAAAGAUUUCUAAUUUUUAACAGAAAACAUGAUAUAAGCUUUCUUAUACGUACAAAAACAUGUAGGUAUUACUAUUUAUGCAUCAAUUUUUAUUAAAACACAAAUUUAUUUACCACCAUUACUUACUUACGAAGGAGCGAUUGAAAUUAUUGUUUUAGUAAAAAGGCCACUUGGAACAUAUUUUAAACGUUAAACUGCUGGACAGUAAAUAGUCGAAAGUAUUAUAAUAUCAAUUCCUGAAUUGACACUUGAUAACGGCUUUAAUUCUGCUGAUUUUAGCGUAAUUGUGGCGAUUCAAAGAAGUUUCUAUAAUAAGUCUGACAGUUCUCGUUACCAGAUCACAAGACAACAAGCACAUUUGUCAAAAUUGAUUUAUUAAGAAUUUUG